UAAACCAUACUGAACUGUGUGCAUUAGUCACAAAAGGGCCUAUACAGAUCAAAGAUGUUGUAUUCCCCCAGAAUUCUGAGAAAAAUCCAUUACAUUAGAUUAGAUUAUUUAUAACAUAAUGGUGAUGAACACUGGUCAGAAGGGCCCCCUUGGAAUUUUUGCUUGGGGCCCGAACAGACUCUAGAAUCGCCCCUGAGCGUACAUGUUAGUCUAUCUCAGCUGUGUUGAUUUUCAUCGCAUGUGUCCGUACCUUUUCAUAGACCUUUGUGUUCUUCCUGGCGAUUGUUUACCCCCUUAUUCCCAGCUAUGUAUGUGGCUGCAGGAAUUUUAGAGUGGGUUGGCCCUGUGGUGAUGUCCUCACAAAGUCCACACUGUCCAGACACUCCUGUAGACACAUCUAGUCCCACCCCUGAGCCACCUACCUCCCUACCUACCUCCUCCCCACUCCCGCGCUCCCCCGUACUCUUCUCCCGCUCCUCUGCCUGGGUGAUUUACUCAUUUGAGGUCACGUCUUGAGGAGUUUCAGGGGCGAUCUGCUCUACCUUGACAGUUGUCCAUCACAGCCACCAUGGUUCACAGCAGCAGUAUCUGCAGACUGUUCCUGCUGGUGGUCCUCAGCCUCCUGGUUGUUUUCAUACACACAGACACUGUUGCAGACACUGUCUUAACAACCAGGGACAACCAGGACACUAUGUCCGGAGAGCCGCCCAGCGACGUCACCACCAAAGACCCCUUUCAAGACAUGACAGAGCAGUCCUUCACCAUCGACUACGAGGACAUCACACACUCUCUGACCAUAGACGAGGACAAAGGAGUGCUGGGGCCAGGAGCAAUCACAGCCAUUGUUAUAGCAGUGUCCCUGGGAGCAUCUGUCCUCCUCGCCCUCAUCGUCAUCACAUUGAGAAAGUUCACCGCAUCCUAGAGUGUGUGUGUGUGUGUGUGUGCGUGUGUGUGUGUUUAUAUGGUGUGAGUAAAUGUCUAUGAGUUGGAUGUGAGGACACGUUGUUUAGUUUCAAACCAUCAUUGUGAGGACAUGUUGACACUGUGAGGACAUAUUAAUAGGUCCUCGCAAAUGUAAGGGUCUUUUGAUGGCUGAGGGCUUUGGUUUUAGGUUUAAGGAUAGAAUUAGGCUUAGGUUAAGGUCAGGGGUUACGGUCAGAGUUUGGCCAGUGAUUCCUGAAGUCUAGGCUGCGCCCCCUGUAGGCCGUGUAGGUACUGCAGAUGGACUUUGAGAGAUCAUUAAAAUAUAAAUAAAAAAAAGAUUAAAAUUUUCUGUGUUGUAAGUAUCAAAUGACCACAAUAUUUUAAAUGAAUCUGAAGAAAGAAUCAGAUGUAAUAAAUCAGAGCUAUGGAAUUCUUAUUUUUUUAAUCAGAUUUUAUGUCUACAAAUCACAACCAAAGGAAUAUGUCUUUAUGUGCCGAACCCUAACCCUUAAUACAUUUUUGUUUUAAUUUUCUGAAUUCAAAUUUGGCUGUUAGGUUGAGGAAUGGCUGGUUCAGGCAUUUACUUAGCUUGGCUAGGGUUAGGGUAAGUGUCUUCACAGCUGUGUGUGUAUGUGUGCGUGUGUCACCUCAUUCUUUUGACUCCUUCCUCAUCUUUUUUGCAAAGAUGAGUCGUGACUCUCUGCUUUGCCGUAGAUGCUGAAAACUGUGGCAGGUCCCUCCUCAAAUGGACUAUUUACAUAUUUCCCCCUGUAAACACACACACACACACACACAGUAACAUGUCUACUUUAUUCCUGAUGAUUUAAUGUUAGAAACUGGCUGGCUCUUCCAGUGGAAACUGAACCAUGUCCAUACAACCCCCAACCCAUUAUGCAAGCUCUGUUUGCCUUUAAAUGUUUGUCACCCAUUUUGAUUUCUUGGCUUGAGAGAUUUGUGCAAAAUGUGCUGCAUGUGUUUGUACACGAAGUGUGAGUGUGUGUUUGUUUGAACACACUGAGGAGUCUUUCACAAUGAUUUUGAACUUGUUAAUAGAACAUUGUCCCAGGUGUCACCCAUGGACAUGUUUUCCAUGUACAAACAUUUGUGGAGACAAAAUCAGAUGAAACAUCUUUUUAUAAGUUGUUGGUUUGAACUGCAGUACAGUAAAUAUGUGUGAGCGUGA
Solea solea (common sole) is the source of this 2107-nucleotide messenger RNA. RefSeq names its product secondary ossification center associated regulator of chondrocyte maturation (gene snorc). Lineage: Eukaryota; Metazoa; Chordata; Actinopteri; Pleuronectiformes; Soleidae. The transcript is spliced from 3 exons. The record is from RefSeq and is a predicted model, not a curated record. The coding region runs from base 569 to 922 and encodes 117 amino acids. Gene Ontology annotation, biological process: cartilage development.